Molecule: messenger RNA, 1729 nt
Organism: Leucoraja erinaceus (little skate)
Lineage: Eukaryota; Metazoa; Chordata; Chondrichthyes; Rajiformes; Rajidae
Exons: 2
Coding region: 61-1173 (370 amino acids)
Biological process (GO): DNA integration
Molecular function (GO): nucleic acid binding
Source: RefSeq, a predicted model, not a curated record
UGGAGGAACUACACGUUGGUCAUCUAGGAUGCACUAAGAUGAAAAGUCUGGCUCGUGCAUAUGUAUGGUGGCCAGGUAUUGAUGGCCAGAUUGAGGAAUUGGCCAAAAAUUGUUCUGGCUGUCGGCUUGAGCAGAAGACACCUCCAUUGGCCCCUAUCCAUCCAUGGGAAUGGCCGUCUGGUCCAUGGAAACGGGUUCAUAUUGAUUAUGCAGGACCCUUUCAAGAGUAUGUUCCUGGUGGUAGUAGAUGCGCAUUCGAAAUGGCCAGAGGUUAUAAAGAUGUCCUCGACUACGUCUCAGAAGACGAUUGCGACGUUACGAACAAUUUUUGCAAGGUAUGGUUUGCCUGAACAAAUAUGUUCGGAUAACGGGCCUCAAUUUGUAUCUGAAGACUUUAAGAAGUUUCUGAAGGCUAAUGGCAUUAAACACUAUACGUCGGCACCUUAUCAUCCAGCAACAAAUGGACUGGCGGAGCGUUUUGUACAGACCUUUAAGAAGGCGCUUAAAGCAAUGAAACAUGAGGAUCUGCCUAUGCAACAUAAAUUGGACAAUUUUUUGUUCAACUAUAGAAAUGCGGUUCAUGCUGUAACAGGUCAAUCACCUGCGAUGGUGUUUUUCAACAGACAGUUGGGUUCCAAAUUGGACUUAGUUCGUCCUGAUCUUAGAAGACAAGUGGAACAGAAAGUGUUCCAUUGUGCACCUCAACGUCUUACCAGGAGUUUCCAGGUUGGUGAAGCUGUACUUGCCCGCGAUUAUAGAAAGCAGAAAUGGCAGCCGGGAGUUGUUGCGGAGGUACAAGGACCUCUAAUGUAUGCAGUCAACACGGCCGAUGGCCAGAUUCGCCGGCAUGUGGAUCAAAUCGUACAGUCUACUAUUGCUCCUCAUCUGGAACCUCGGUUAAGUGCUUCGGAUCAGCCAGUAUCAAUGGGGGGCCAAUGGUCGAAUAAGGAAUUGGAACCUAUUGUGCCUAUGUCUUGUUAUCCUGUUCUAGCUGCCAAAGAAGCACCUAUGCCUUCGUUGGAUAUUUCACAAGCUAAAGUAGCAGUACAGGUUCCUGACCAGGUGGUUGCAAUACCAAAACAGGUGUUCCCUAGCUCGGAAGUGCGGUGUUCGCCUGAAGAAUCUGGAUUGACGCUCAACCAGAAUAUCAAGGCCGCCACAGAGGUUGAUUGAUGAACUUUGACAUUGAAUACGGGACUGACUAAGUGAUGUUUCCUGUGUGUGUUUGUUUUUUUUUUUUUUUUUCCCUCACGUAUUGGUGAUGGUGUUAUUAUAUUGUGCUUGCAAAAUAUAAGGUGAUAAUGUAAUUUUGUCAUCUAUUAUAUGAUCUGUUGUAGGUAUGGUGUACUUUUCCCCUUAGUUUUUGUGUAAAACUAAGGGUUUUAAAGGGGGAGGAUUGUGGUGUAUGCCCCUUUAAGAGAUAUCAUACACCUAUUGUAAUACCGGUAGCCACCAAAGGGGGCUUGCUUAGUAUAAAAGCCCUGGUGGUAGUGUGAGCACUCUCUCUUCCUUUCCCCCUCUGAAACCAUGAUUAAAGGCACGUUGGUUUUACCUGAUGGUUUCUCGAUGGUUAUUUAAGUAUCUGACUCCAGUACUUAACAUAUAGAAGUUGGGAUGUAAUGUUAAAAUUGUACAAGGCAUUGGUGAAGCCAAUUCUGGAGUAUGGUGUACAAUUUUGGUCGCCUAAUUAUAGGAAGGAUGUCAACAAAAUAGAGAGAGUACAGAGGAG